This is a messenger RNA of Sphaeramia orbicularis (orbiculate cardinalfish), 2815 nucleotides long. It is a transcript of the gene tpcn3, whose product is annotated as two pore segment channel 3. Gene Ontology annotation, cellular component: membrane. Bases 330 to 2669 code for a protein of 779 amino acids. Gene Ontology annotation, biological process: monoatomic ion transport; transmembrane transport. Gene Ontology annotation, molecular function: monoatomic ion channel activity. The transcript has 21 exons. NCBI's taxonomy places the organism in Eukaryota, Metazoa, Chordata, Actinopteri, Kurtiformes, Apogonidae. The record is from RefSeq and is a predicted model, not a curated record.
CGAGGUCCAGUGUUUUUGCUGGAGACACCGGAGGUCGCUGAACUCCUCAAUCCCGACUUGGGUCCAGACCCAGGUCCAGGUUCUUGUCCACGGACCGGUGAGGACCUGGUCUGAGGUGUUUACAGUUGGAUUGUAUUUUAUUUUCAGCGUCCUGGUUUAUGAGUGCUGGUCUUGGAGAAUCCGGAUCAGAUCUCGCCCAGACCCUAUGCAGCUCACUCGGACCUGCCACUCUGAAACUGAUGCGGAUCCACUGACUUUUGCACCAGAACCAAAGCAUAUAUCCGCAUAAUCCCUGUCCAGGACCCGGUCCGGCAGAGACCAGAUCUGAGAUGUCGGACCCGGAGCCUGAGGACCCCGGAGCUCCAGGAAAACCAGACCGGGUUCCAAACGGAGGGAACCCCGACAAAUACAAGGAGGAUCUGGAUCUCGCCGCCGUCUACGUAUCAGAUGCUCAGUACAACCGGAACAUCUACUUCGACACAACACCACAGGCUGUGAGACUCUACCAGCUCUACAACCACUGGGUUCUGAAGGUUCUGCUCUACUUCUUCAUCCUGGUCAAUUUGGGUUUGGCGGUUUUCGAGGAACCAGCUGUCAUCACUACGCCGAUAUGGGCCACCAUGGGGGCAGAACUACUGUGUCUGCUUGCCUUCACCAUCCGACUAGUUCAUUACGCCAAAGUGAUUCCUCGAGACAAGUUCUGGAAAGACCCAAAGAACAUCUGCAUCAUUGUCAUCCUCAUGCUCACUCUGAUUGAUAUGAUCAUCUACGGAGCACUUAAAUCCGCCAACUGUCACGCCCUCCGCUGGUCCAGAGUCCUACGGCCGCUGCUAUUGGUCAAUGUCACAGAGGGCCGGCAGCUCCGCAGGGCGUUCCGAAGCAUCCGGAAUGCUCUGCCUCAGAUCUUCUACGUCUUCCUGCUCUUCAUGUUCAGCGUUCUCAUCUUUUCCUUGAUGGCGCUCAAACUCCUAGGCAAACGAGGUCUGAAGACGAUAAACGGAGCUCCGUACUUCACCAACUACCUGGACAUUGUGUUCGACCUGUAUGUCCUCGUCACCACGGCCAACAGCCCUGACGUCAUGAUGCCCGCCUACAAUGCCAGCUUCAUCUUUGCCAUCUUCUUCAUCCUGUACAUCCUCAUCAACACCUACAUUUUCAUGUCAGUUUUCUUGGCCGUCGUCUACAACAACUACAAAAAAUACCUGAAGGAGGAGGUCCGCCAGCUUGUCAGGGCCAGACGCCACAAAAUGGCGCGAGCAUUUGCCGUGUUGCAGGAGCGGCAGGAGGGGGCAGAGCCUGUGGUGAUUCAGGAGCGCUGGAACCAGCUGAUCCGAUUGGUGCGUCCCGACAUCAGCAACUCCCACCGGGAGCUGCUGUGGAGCGUAUGUGAUGACAAGAACCAGGGUGCCAUCGGUAAAGUCGCCUUCAUGCAGCUCGCCGACCUGCUCAACAUCGAGGUUAUCACUCUCAAAUCAAGGCCACACCCCCUUCAGGGCCUAUGCCCUGCCCUCUACCUGUCAGCGCCGAGCCGCCUCCUCUGCCGACUGGUGCAACACAGGGCCUUCGUGAUCACGUAUGACCUGAUUAUCCUGGUGAACGCCGUCUUCAUCGGCCUGGACGAGGAGAACCAAGUGAUUGCCAACUCGGAGUGGGUAUUCCUGUCACUGUACCUGCUGGAGAUCCUGCUGAAGCUCUAUGUCUUCGAGCCCCGAGGCUUCUUCUCCAAACACAACUUCUGGAACUGCAUUUCCACGUCUCAGAUUGUAAACUGGAGGUUCGACACCAUCAUCGUCGUCUCAGCGCUUGUUGCCACUGUGGUCAACUCAGCAGUGAAGUCAGCGGGUGUGUACAGCAGCCGCCAGAUCCUGGACAUUGUCUUCAUCCUACGGGUCCUGAGGCUGAUCCGGGUAGUUGAUAGCAUCCAGAGGUUUCGUGCAAUCAUCAACACUCUGAUUCGGAUUGGACCGGCCAUCCUAACCUUUGGACAGCUCAUCAUCGUGGUCUACUACAUCUUCGCCAUGGUGGGGAUGGAGCUGUUCAAAGGGAAGGUGAAGUUCUAUGGCGAUGACUCAGUGGACCCAGCCAAGGCGUUCUGUGGAAACCGUCUGCUGGAGGGAACCGACUUCGCCAAACUCAACUACUGCAAAAACAACUUCAACAACGUGGUGUCGUCCUUCAUCCUGCUGGUGGAGCUCACCGUGGUCAACCAGUGGCACGUGCUCAGCAGCGGCUUCGCUGCCGUCACCCAUGUAUCGGCCAGGAUCUUCUUUGUCCUCUUCCACAUCGUGGUUGUUAUCAUCAUCAUCAACAUCUUUGUGGCCUUCGUCCUGGAGGCAUUCUUCGUGGAGUACUCGGUGGAUAAAAGUGACCUGCAGACGUCUCUGGAGAAGAAAAUUGAGGAGCUGGAGCUCUCCGUAGCACAGGAGAAGCUGGAGGAUAACCUGGUGAACGCUAUGGAAACCAUUGACAACGAUCUGAGCGGUGGCCAAUCAGCAAACGGCAAACCAGCCCUGAUGUUUAAAAUUGCCUCUAAAAGGUAUCGAACGGUGGAUGCUCUUAUACAGCGGAUGUUCGAGGCUGACCUCGACCCCGAAGACGUUGCUGACAUCGACGACCCCGAGGUCACGACCAAUGGGAACUUUGUAAACCCAACAUUCAGCUCUGCAUAGACAUUAUGAAGAUCCACAGGGACCAGAUUCUUUAUCCAGUGUAUAUUCAGUUUAUCCUCUGUUCAUCUCAUAGUGCACGAACAUGUCUGACUUAUGUCGAAACACAAACCAAUCAGUAUUUUCAUAUAAAGUAUUUUUACUCUAAA